AUGGCGUCAUACGAUAUGGCCACCCUGCCCAUCGAGGACUUCCUCAACUACUCGCCCAGCCUGGCGCUUGCCAUCAUCGCCAUGACACUUUUCUUCCUGGGAGGAGUGGCGAUUGCGUGCAAGACGUGGCGGCGGCCAUACCGCUUCAUGCACACGAUGACCGCUGUCGCGUGCUUUGAGUCGGCUGGAUACGCUUGCCUUGUGUACGUUGUGAUCAUGCAAGUGUUUGUCAUCAUGGCCCCCAACAUCAUCCAAGCCACCCUCUACUUGAUGGUCGGCAUCGUGCUCAAGUUCUCUCCAGACCUCACCGCGGGCCGGCGCAUGCUCCAGCGCUGGCUCAUCACCACCCUCUUCUGCACCUCUGACGUGCUGGGCAUCACAAUCCAGGCCAUCGGCAUCUCCAUCUGGGCAUCCUCACAGUCCUCUACCGACCCCGAUGAGGAGCAGAGCCACAACGGAUCGGUCAUCACCCUGGCCGGCCUGUGCCUCCAGAUCUUCUUCUUCUUCUUCUUCACCAUCCUCACAAUCUGGACCCACCGACAUCAGAAGAUGGCGCCGCGGGGGAGGCGAGGCGCUGGCAAGCUGUUCCUGGGGAUUUUCCUCACCAUGGUCCUGCUGUACAUCCGGAACACCUUCCGCCUCAUUGAGUUUGCACAGAAUGCUAUCUUGAGCUGGCCACCCCCCGACGACGCCUAUGUGCUGUCCCACCAGCAGGUUCUGUUCUACACGCUCGACACGCUGCCCACCCUCAUGACGUUUGCGGUCCUGCUCUGGGCCCACCCAGGCUCGCUGCUGCCGCCGCCUGGGUCCGUCCUGGCCCCUGCCGGGGCACACAAUGUGGCAUACGAUCCUGAGGACCCCUGCGAGGGAAAAGAGGCGAGCAUGGCGGCGCGGGGCAGCGCCGGGUCGCUGCAGAGCGAGGCGUUCAAGGUGGCAGUGGCGUAA
Chlorella variabilis is the source of this 945-nucleotide messenger RNA. RefSeq lists its product as hypothetical. Gene Ontology annotation, cellular component: membrane. The record is from RefSeq and is a predicted model, not a curated record. The coding region runs from base 1 to 945 and encodes 314 amino acids. Lineage: Eukaryota; Viridiplantae; Chlorophyta; Trebouxiophyceae; Chlorellales; Chlorellaceae. The transcript is spliced from 11 exons.